Molecule: messenger RNA, 1410 nt
Organism: Pollicipes pollicipes
Lineage: Eukaryota; Metazoa; Arthropoda; Thecostraca; Pollicipedomorpha; Pollicipedidae
Product: LHFPL tetraspan subfamily member 2 protein
Exons: 2
Coding region: 38-379 (113 amino acids)
Cellular component (GO): membrane
Source: RefSeq, a predicted model, not a curated record
GCAGGUGACGGCCGUGCUCUGCGGCGGCGGCUGCGUCAUGCUGGCCGUCGGCGCGCUCGCGUCACUGGUGCACGGCUUCCUCAGCACGCACCGCUGGCGGCGGCGCGCCUCCGUCAUCGCCGCCUACAUCCAGGCGACGGCAGUGGUGCCGUCGCUGCUGGGCGUGAUCCUGUACCCGCUGGGGUUGGGGUGCUCGUUCGUGCGAACCGAGUGCGGCCCCAGUUCCACCGUCUACAGUCCCGGUCACUGCGAGAUCGCCUGGGGCCUGGUGCUCUUCAUCUUUACUCUGCUCGUCAGCAUCUACUGCCCCAUCCUGGCGCGCUUCACCGUCGUCAAGGAGUACAUGCCCGAGUACUAUUCCAACCUGAACUAUUUGUAGUGCGGCCGUGUCAUUCAUCUGAGCAGCUCGCGCUGUUUGUGAGUUGCGCACGCCGGGCACGGACGCUAAUCCUAUUCGUGUGUUCAUAAAUCGGUCGGCCUGACUGGGCGCAGGCGCCGGCGGAAUUAAUUCUCCUGCGACUGCUCGCAAGGCGUGAGAAAUGGUUCGAAGGCUGUCGGCAAGUUUUGAAAUCUCCGUCGUUAAUCGUUUGCGCCGUCUCUGGUUUUUAUCCGUGGCUCUGUCGGCCACUGAAGUGGCAGAGAGUGAUGGAAGUCGGCUGGCGAGACCGAGAUGCGGGGCUUCGCAGGGCGGCCGGCGACCUGCGCCGAGCCAAGGUCGAGAGCGGAAUGAGUGUGCUGGUUUGGUGUGGUGAUUCGAGGAGCGCGCGGUGGGCUUGCUGUAAGCGUUGCUCACCUGAAUGUUUUACACAAGUAUUGGUCCUGAUUAUGACACUAAGUGAGUUGGACGCGUCAAAAGCCAGUGGAUUCCACAUACUUGUGAGUUCGUGUGUAUCAUGUACUCUGAUGCCAGCUUGCCCCGACUUCUCAAAUGUGUUCAUGAUUGCUGGGCUCUCAUCCCUGUGUACAUAACAGGCGUGACUUUGUACUUAAGUCAAAGAAGGCCGGCUCUCUGCAAUGCGUAUGCAAUCUGCCGUGCAAUAUUUGUGCAAUUGAGCAGAAUAAAUGUCCAUCGAUUGGAAAUGGUGGCGGUAGUUUACAGCUGACUGCACAGCUGUUUGGUGUGAAUCAGAGCUAAUGAUCAACUCAUCACGCUGUCUGAAGCAGCGCAGAGGCCCUGCUGGGAAGCAGAUGUGACGGCAGCCUGAUAACUGCCUCUGGUUGGCUGUAUAUUCGCAUGUGUUAUGUUUCGCCGGUCGCAACAGACUCAUGCUCCUCAAUUAUCGCUGCUGAUCUCUGGAUUACCAUUCUGCUUGUGACCUUAAACCGUUAUGGAAAGCCAGAAGAGUUGAUCAGGGACCAUGAAGCGUAAACAACUAUGGCACAGCCCGAUUAUCUUGACAGCCGCCGAUA